Molecule: messenger RNA, 6006 nt
Organism: Pogonomyrmex barbatus (red harvester ant)
Lineage: Eukaryota; Metazoa; Arthropoda; Insecta; Hymenoptera; Formicidae
Cellular component (GO): cytoplasmic vesicle
Molecular function (GO): protein binding
Source: RefSeq, a predicted model, not a curated record
GCGAGAGAUAUGACGAGAGCAAGCGGAUCUACUCCCUCGCCCGUUUUACUUUACAUGUUUCGUACUUGUAAUGAAAUAGAUAUAUUUCAACUUGAAGGGAAAAAGAGCGAGUUGUGUAGCAAGCACGAAUAAAAAGAACCGAUCGAAUUCUUCUCGAUCGCGUAUGGCGAACUCAUUGGCUUCUCGCAAAAGUCAGGAUGGAGGGAUAAGGACGUCGACGAGUGUGACUGACAGUUAUAAACUUCGUGUCUCUCGUUUUCUCCCUGUUUCGUAUAAAUUUAGAAUUUUUGUUUACGCUAGAAUCUAGAGGUCGUAAAGAUGAGCCGGAUAAUUAACGUUUCGUUAUCUCGCGCGUCAAGUGCAGAAAAAUGUGCAAGAAAGGUGCAACGUGCAGCUAGAACUUGGAACGCGAACGAACGGCAGAUGCUGUCGUGUCAAUCGAUGUCAGAUUAGUCAGAUCAGUCAGAUGCGACUGGAGACGCGACGGCGAGACGGGUGGCCUGGUGUGACCGUGAUGAUCGUAAUCGUAAAGGCGGCGUGAUACCCUCUUGACGGGGGAUUAUGUGCGCCGCGGAUGGCGGAUGCGCGGAUUGCUCGCUUCAAGUUGACGGGGAGGAGAAGGAGAGAGAGAGAGAGAGGAGAUAGAUGCCGUGGUGCGCUUUGCGGGAUUAGGGUUACGAAAUCGCGCGAGUCGUAUUUUUCCGCGACUUUUAUGACGCGAGCUGACGAAUCGUCCAGUCCUACUACGAACGCAAACGCCUCGGCGAGCUUACGUCGCGUUGCCAAUGCCGAAAGCUGCGACGCAAGCUACCUUCUUACCUCUUCAGUCGCAGGAGAAGACGCACCAGUAAUGGAAGAGCCAGAAACUCCAGGAUCCGAUUGCAAUUCUAAUCCAGCGACAGAUUCCAUCCAGCAAGAUCUGGUUGGUUCCGAGUUCGUUCAAGACAACGUUGAAUAUCAAUGGUUUAUCGAUUAUGGAUAUAGAGAUGGAGGAGGUUUACAUAUCCAUCCCAGUGUUCUUUCGUCGCUUUCCGCGUCCUACUCUCCCAAGGAUCUGGGUUAUUAUGACGAUCUUGCACGUAAUUUGGAUGCUAAUCUGGCGGAAAUUGACAUGGAGAGCUUUCGUACGGCGGACAUUCAUACCCUCCUUACAGCUCUACCUGUCAUGUGCACAGAACCAGUUCAACAUUCCGAAUUUAACUAUCAAAGGGAACAGUAUGCCAGUAUAUCUGGAUCUGUUAUGGAAAAGCUUGACAUCGGUUCUUCCAUCAGCCCUCAUACCAGUAGCCAGGGAGAAGAUUCCGCAUGUUCCACUGCUGAUACGAUAUCCAUAUGCAAGUCGUCAUUGCUAUUUUCUCCAGUAAAAGAAACGCCAAUGUUACCACCGGGUGGUAGUUAUAGUGUAGAUUCGUUGGACUGCGAAGAUAUGUUACUCACCUGUCAAACAAAUAAUAAAAACAAUUAUACCAUCGCUUUUGAGGGUAGCAUGACCAUGUAUUCGGAUGGCUCUCAAGAUUUUGAAAAUCAUGAUAAACAUAAAACAUAUGAACCAUCAGACAUAUUCUAUGAUAAACAAAAAGAUAUGAAGACUAUGCUGGACUUAUCAAUGGCAUGUUCCGAUUCAAAGAUAUAUACAACGUGGAGUAAUCUGAAACAUUCCUCCAUGAACAAAGUAAUAACUCGUCAUCCUUCCGGUAACAAUAACACGUUACCAGAUAUCUCACAAAAUGCCGCUAAUCUGACGCUUGGUGAGAUGAAUAAACGGAGCCAAAGCUUACCGGAUCUGUCUCGCGUUCGUGAAUUUCAACAUACUAAUAUACCUCUUAAUUUUAGUAUUGAUUCGGCCGAAUCAAGCAAUCAUAUGCAGCGAUUACACAGUUCUGGAUCUGCGAUGAGUCGUUCGAUAAACGCCGAAAGCUCGGACAAUGGGGAAAGCGCUGGUACAAAGAAACUACAAAAUUUAAGUCUCGUCAGAUUAUUCAUGAAGCAAAAGAGUAUGAGCGUAGAGGGGAUGAGUCUUACUUUGGAUCAGUCGGAUUCUAUUAGUGACAACAGUGGUUGGCCCACUAGCAAUAGCGGCAGUGAUAGCGCAACCAACACGAAUACUCAGAUACAACGUCAAUCUGGUCAAGAUAAUGUCUGCCGUGUGUCCGAAAAUGAUUUCUCUAUUAAUUGGAUUAGGCGUGAUACUAUCAACAAUCACGACAUGGAAAAUCAGAGAGAAAACUUGAACGUUCUAAAGUGCGCGACACGAAAUAAUAAAGACGAUAAAAUUGAAAUGGCAUCAUCCGCAUCAGUAGAAGAACUUUCGGAAAGUGUAUCCAAAUCGGAUUGCAUGAGCGAUCAACGAAGCUUCGAUAACAAUGUUCUCUUUGAACAUCAGCAGAGGAACGGCUGGAUUGGCUUAAUGGAAAAGAAACACCCAAUCUGUCGAACCACGGGAAUACAAGCGAAUGCGGAAAUGGAAGACAACGCAGUUCAAACUUCUUUAAUUUUUACCGCGAUGAAAGAAAAAUACAGUCCCCUUUUGCAAGAAAUGACAGUUAAUAAAAAACCUGUAUACGUUGUAUAUCCUAAUUACACAUUGCCUGAUUUAUCGUUUCUCAAAAAAGAUACCAAAAUUGAUAACAUCGCGUUGAAGCCGCACACGUUCGAUAAAAACAAGAUGGAAUGGAAACGUACUCUUCGUUCGGGUAGACCAUUUUCGUGUAACGAUAUCGAUGCUCUACGGCAACGCGGGUUCGCGCACGUAAAGGAUUGGGAAUCGCUUACGUUCCUCUUGCCGUAUGAAUAUAAAAAGAUUUUGCACGAUGUACCAGAAGUAUCGAGAUAUAUUAAUAUCAAUGAGGAAGUUAAACGACCUCUGUUUUGUUUGUCUCCACCAAUGCGUCAUAAGACACGACCCAUCAGUGAGAUUAUACCGAAUAACACUUCUUCAACGAGCAGCACCGCGACACAACCAUCUUCCGGAUAUAGAGGCUCGUCAACGAUUUUAACCGAUUCCUCGACGAAUCAACAACCAUUGACAAAUAAUGCAAUUAAUCCAUUGUAUUUAUAUCGUUAUGACAGUAUUAGUUCGGAGGCUAGUUUAGUAAAUAACGACAGGAAAAUGCAUAGGUUUAAUCAAACGAGACAAGCCUGCCCGUCUCUUUCGAAGCGAUCCGUAUCAUUACCGCAGGGUGAGGGAGAACCUGAGUUUAAUAAUGGCAGAGUACCACCACGGCCGCCUUUGCCGAGGAGUAUUUUACGAAAGAACAAAGUUCUCGCAAGUAAACGAUACAGUAUGUUUGAGAUGGGAGAUGUGGGUGAACAAUCAGAAGAAUCACAAUCUGUGGAAAUAAACAAGAGAAUGUCUUUGCAAGAGCCGUAUUAUAUGAAUAAUGAUCUGCAGUUGUUAUGUCGCGAAAGAACGAUCGAUUCGGAGAAGGAUGUCGAUGAAACAGAAGCAGAGAGAUAUCUUAGAGAAAAAUUGAAUGACAUUAUGAAUAACGCAAACGCGGAGUCGGAAACUUCUCAGCAGAGCGACGAUGAUAUUAAGCAACUAGAGGAAUAUUUGAAACGCAGUGCAAUCUCGUCGCAAAGCAGCGAUGGGGAUAUCGACAAUGCCGAAGUUAAAGUGAGAUCGUACGUGAGAAAAUUUUUAGCUUUGAAAAUGAACAAGGAUCCACUUAUUAGGAAUAUCGAUAUGGGAGAAUCACAAAGAAAAACCGUCAGUUUCGCCGUACACCAAAGAAAAAAACAUCUGGACUCCAAGCUAAAUAAUCUGAAUGUCGUUGUAAAUGAACAAAGUCAAGAUCAAGCAGAUGAAGAUAAAUUAAUGGAGCUAGAAGAAAAGAAGAAAAUGGUAUCAUCUGUAAAUAAAGCGGUGGAUCUUUUAUUAAAAUAUUGGAACGCUGAUUCGAAUCAUAGUCGUCCCAAUUAUAACGAAAGAAACGAAUGUGCGCAAAUCUGCUUGAGUAAUUUAUGUCCGGCUUUAUACGCUAUUAUGUCGGAUGGCUUGAAACCCCAUUUAAAUUCCACUUUUGGACCAAUUACCAAUAGCGUUUGGCAGGUUGUCGAGGCCAGUUCUCAACAAGGGCCUCUUACGAAGACAUUAAAUGAAUUGGUACAAAGGAUUAAUGGCGAAGAUGUUAUCACAGAAGGAAUGUUAAAAUUCCAUGCAUUCGUAUUUGGUUUGUUAAAUUUGAGAGCCCUAGACGCAUGGUUUGCAUACUUGUGUACACGUGAAUCAAUUCUACGGAAACAUUACAAUAACCAUAGCUUAUUCGUUGCGGCCUUGGCCAACGCCAAUGUUCGAGAAAUUGUAGAUUCGUUAUUAUACAUUUUGAAUCCACUUGCAUUCUGUCCAUUCCAUUUGGAUCUUCUCUAUCAAUAUCGUCAAUUGCAAAAUAGUUUUGGGAAUAUAAAUGGUCAUACUGUGAACGUCACGAGCUUUAGAAACGUCGAUAUGAAAGACCUUGAGACUGAGAAAACAGAAUCUUGGGGAAUAGCUCCCAGUCCGAAAAAGACACGACCAAGAUCUUGUAUCGCUUACAACAUGGAUGAUAAAUGCAAUACUGUGUAUAAAGGUGAUCUCCAAAAUGCAGCAAAGAAACGAUUCAGUGCCAUAAGCCCGAAGACAUUUUACGCGUUAGACAAAUUGACUUCCGAGGAUUCCGAAGAUUAUACAGACAGUCUGGAACAUUCCCCUCUAAAUAGAAAAGCAAGCAAGCGAUCGCAACAAUCGAAACUUUUUAGUCCCGAUACCACUAAACCGAAUGACGAUGAUGGUUUUUCUGGCGAAACGAAAUUUAAAAAGUUACAGGAAAAGUGGGAAUUGAUGAUUGGUAAAGAAGGCAAUAAAGCCCAACCCGCCGUAAUGACUCCCUCUUCGCCGGUUCGAACGUUCGGAGUGUUGGGAAAAUCAAAGAUUCCUAGAUUACUCACAUCACCGGUGAAACAAUCCAAUGUCGCGGCGAAUGCUGUUGGGAAAUCAUCAAAGUCCCCGGUAUCGGCAAUUUCUUCGCUAAAGAAACCCGCUAAUCUUCCUACAACAAAACCAACACCAAAGAAGCCUAUGGAUGCAAAAAUGAGAGAUGUGACGCGUCGUACCAGUCGCGUCGAUCAGGAUACUUUAGGCGUGACGCGAACUCACACCGCACGCCCGAGUUCCUUACCCUAUAAAUCACACGGAGUAACGUCAAACGACAAGAAUCUAAUUUCACCUCACAGGCGGGCCGUUUCGACUUCUCUACCGCGACCAACUGCUACCGUAUCGAGAACACCAGUUUCAAAACAAUCACACAAAGAAGUUCGUACCCUCACUCACAGGAUACCGUCGGAUACCGGUCACCUUUCGUUCGCAGAGGGGGAGAAAUUAAAAGUAAUAUUAGAAGUGGAUAAUAAGUGGUUACUGUGCGCGAAAGGUGAUCGAAGAGGUCUGGUACCACGGGCAUGUGUACACAGCAUUCAAACUUAGCCCCUCAUCUCGACGACCCUUCACGACCGCAAAUACAACCGGGGUCCUACGUUACGUAACUGUAAUCCUACCCUCGGAGACGAAGACGAGCGAAUUGAGAGAGGACGAGCUGAAAAGUUCAAAUUAUCUAAAUAUCCCGGGACGACAUAAGUGAUGUACAGUGUAUUAAAAUUGUUUUUAAGUCGUACAAUGUAAUACGCAUUAUCACGCGCUUGUAAAGUUACUUUUAAUCAAGAAUACUUUGUUUUUAUCGAAAUGCGACAGUAGUAUUAUCGCUAGCGACAUCAUCGAGGACAUAGAGAUAUCACCUAGUCAUAGGCUCCUGGAUGACAUUAUAUUUAUUUAGAUUCAUUUAUUUUAGAACGAUGUAAGAACGCGAGGAUAACGACUCGAAAUAUCCUUAAUGAUUAAAAAAACCGAAAACAGUGUACUGAUCUACACAUGUUAUGAAUAUAUGUAACUGUGAUCCUAGUAAAUAGGCAAUUAAGUUUAUUAGUAUGAACGCGCGAUGUAUAUUUCGUUUUGAUGUUUAUAUACUUUGUAAUUUA